Molecule: messenger RNA, 999 nt
Organism: Caenorhabditis remanei
Lineage: Eukaryota; Metazoa; Nematoda; Chromadorea; Rhabditida; Rhabditidae
Exons: 6
Coding region: 1-999 (332 amino acids)
Cellular component (GO): membrane
Molecular function (GO): hexosyltransferase activity
Source: RefSeq, a predicted model, not a curated record
AUGAAUUACCGAAUAACUGCUGUACUAUUUGGAGUGGUUUUCUUAAUUAUAAUAUUUAUAAAUGAAGAUGGCAGAGCGUUGAGCAAAGCUGAUAAACUAUGUAUUCAAAAGGAAUGGCAUCAGAAUCCCACAAUAAAAGAGACCACAGACCAUGGCUCCUCGUUUUUUAUCGCUUUCGGUGAUGUUCAAAAACGUAUGGAAUGGCUUCAUCUACCUGAAAUUGUGACCAGUGAGAAGAGUGAGAUAUUGAUGUUAGUUCAAUCGCGAUCGGAGAAUCUUGGAAGGAGGAAUGUGUUGAGAAGGACUUGGAUGGACGAGAAUAGUAGUCAGAUGACGAGAGAAGGAAGGAUGAAGGCAUUAUUUCUAGUUGGAAUAGUGCAGAAAGAUGAGAAUAACAAAAAAAUAUUGCUAGAGGAAGCAAAGCUGUACGGCGAUCUUAUUGUGGUGGAUCUAAUCGAUAAUUAUGUGGGGUUGACUUAUAAGACCAUUGCAUCCCUUCUGUAUGCCACAAGUAAGGCUCCGAAAUUUCAAUUGAUUGGAAAAAUCGAUGAGGACGUGGCGUUUUUCCCGGAUAGACUGAUCAACCUUCUCUAUAACGAUGUCAUCGACACCAACACUUCUACUUUGUACGGAGAGAUUGUAAGAGAAGGUGGAGAAGUGAAUCAUGAUAAGAGUAAGAGGUGGCACGUCACAGAAAAAGCAUACAGGUGUAAGAAAUAUACGGAAUGUUUGUCUGGUCCGUUUUACUUGGCAACGAGGAAAGCGGCAUUGGAUAUAUUGAGUGCGACGAAACAUAGGAAUUUUAUAUCGAUAGAAGACGUCUUCAUUACUGGCCUACUUGCUGAUGACGUUGGCGUUACCCGUAAAAGUCUCCCAAUGCUUUACAUGCUUCCAGGAGACAAAACAGCCGAAGAAAAAACGGACAUACUCGCCUGGCACACUUCCAAAAAUAACGAUCAAUAUAUGGAGUUUCUCAUGAAGAAUUGGAGAACCACAUGA